AUGAGGUACCGGGUACCCCUGCUGCGGGUAGUUGUUGUCGUGUCAGUGGGUCGGUAGGCGUGGCCAACUGGCUAUUUAUUUAUUACACACCGAUGGUGCGCUCGUUCAAUGGCCAUAAUUAUAAUUGAAGAUACGUCUAAUUCAAGUAUUCAACAACAUCACAUCACUAGUAUAAUAUAUAGUUUUCCUGGAGGCUAUGAGUUGUGGAUUUCAAUUCGUCAAUAGAACGUUCGUUUCCACAAUGUCUACUAACGCGUUUCAAGAACUGAUGAAAUCAUCUAGGAAAACUACUGAAAAAAGCCCACCAUCAAAGAGAACAAAAGUUGAUGUGGCCAAAGAAGUCAGCAGCAAUAAAAGCACUUCUGGGAAACAUUUUUGGAAAAGUGGACUGACACAUGCAAUGAAUGAUUCAGAAAACAUUGUUGAAUCAACUGAUUCUCUUGUCAUCAUCAAGGACAAAUAUCAAAAAGCCAAUUUUCACUAUUUGAUAAUGCCCAAGGAUGUUCAAUUGAACUCUCCACAAAAAUUGACUAACUUAAAUCUUCAUCUUUUGAAAGACAUGCAACAGAAAGCUCAAGUGCUCAUCAAUGAUCUUCAUCCAAAAGCAAAAUUCAAGAUUGGUUUUCAUGCUAAACCAAGCAUGGAUCACUUACAUCUACAUGUUAUCAGUACAGAUUUUGUUUCUUCUUGCAUGAAGACCAAAAAACACUGGAAUUCAUUUAAUACUGAGCACUUCCUGAAUCUUUCAGAUCUGAUCACAGAGUUGGAAGAAAAAGGGAAUUUGGAUGACUACUAUCCAAAUGAUAAAGAUAUCGAGUUGUACCUGAAAAAGCCGCUAAGAUGUAACCAAUGUCCAUUCGAAGCAAAGACAAUGCCGAGUCUCAAGACACACUUGGACGCGCACGCUUGCUAGCUCUCCUUAAUAUUGCUAACGUCACAUCUUUUCUAACUAAAAGUUCAAUUAUUCAUAAUCAUAAAUGGGUAAAUCGUUUUUUUUAUUUUUAUUAUGGCCAUUCGUAAAUCUGCUGUAAAAGUAAAACAUGAAUAGCAAAUCACAAAAAGCUGGUCGUGAGUUAAUCGUAGAAAUAUUUGUGGUGAAAUUAAGCACAUCAUGGACAAUUAAAAUGUACGUCAAAGCUG
This is a messenger RNA of Daphnia pulex (common water flea), 1140 nucleotides long. RefSeq names its product aprataxin-like (gene Aptx). Gene Ontology annotation, cellular component: nucleus. The transcript has 6 exons. NCBI's taxonomy places the organism in Eukaryota, Metazoa, Arthropoda, Branchiopoda, Diplostraca, Daphniidae. Gene Ontology annotation, molecular function: double-stranded RNA binding; DNA 5'-adenosine monophosphate hydrolase activity; single-stranded DNA binding. Gene Ontology annotation, biological process: double-strand break repair; single strand break repair. The record is from RefSeq and is a predicted model, not a curated record. Bases 197 to 913 code for a protein of 238 amino acids.